Aureobasidium pullulans EXF-150 is the source of this 570-nucleotide messenger RNA. RefSeq names its product GatB/YqeY domain-containing protein. The coding region runs from base 1 to 570 and encodes 189 amino acids. Lineage: Eukaryota; Fungi; Ascomycota; Dothideomycetes; Dothideales; Saccotheciaceae. The record is from RefSeq and is a predicted model, not a curated record. Gene Ontology annotation, cellular component: mitochondrion. The transcript has a single exon. Gene Ontology annotation, molecular function: carbon-nitrogen ligase activity, with glutamine as amido-N-donor.
AUGCAGUCAAUCACAGCAAGAAGCCGACCGGCACUAAGGAGCGCUCAGCUCUGUUUCCGUUACCGUUAUGCGACCGACGCACCCUCGUCGGCGCCGCCGCUUCUCCUCAAGCUCCGCGGCGACCUGAAGACAGCCAUGAAGGCCAAAGACACAAACCGCCUCAAUGUACUGCGCGGUCUGCUGGCCGAAGUCACCAAUGCCGCAAAGACACCUCAGCCUCUGGACUCAGACAUGAAGCUCCUUGGUCUGUUGCGCAAGCGCUCAUCCGCAGCCGCCCACGCAGCCAAGGAGUUUUCUGCUGCUGGCAGAGCAGACUUGAGUGAAAAGGAGGAUGCGGCUAUCAAGGUGCUGGACGAAUAUGCUGGCAGCGUCGAGACUGUCAGCGAGGACUACAUCAAGGAGGUUGUGCAGAGCACCAUUGACACCAUCAAGGCCGAGGCCGAGGGCGCAAAGGUUGUCAUGGGCGAUGUCCUCAAGAAGCUGUUGGCCCCUGGAGGUGCUUUCGAGGGUAAGCCUGUCGAGAAGUCGCAGGUUGCAAAGGCUGUCAGACAGUUCCUGGACGCAAAGUAA